Molecule: messenger RNA, 874 nt
Organism: Aspergillus neoniger CBS 115656
Lineage: Eukaryota; Fungi; Ascomycota; Eurotiomycetes; Eurotiales; Aspergillaceae
Exons: 1
Coding region: 23-874 (283 amino acids)
Source: RefSeq, a predicted model, not a curated record
CCCAAUUCCACCUAUACCCAAAAUGACCAGUUCCUCCACCCCAGACGAGGUCCCUCCCCGGACCUCCAGCCCAGCCGCCGCCCCUGACUCAGAGCCAGAGCCAGAGCCAGAACCAGAGCAAGACACAACCCAACCCGCAACCACCUCCGCGACAGCCACUGCCCCAGCAUACUCUCCCAUCUACGCCACCGCAGAACCCAGCGACCUCCCACCUCAAACAACCAAUUCCCUGGACACCCAAGUGCCAUUGACACCCGCAGCAGCCACUACCACCAUCACCACCACCGAAGACCCUCCUCCAACUACAUCUACAUCUACAUCCCCACCACCACCCCAACCAGGCGCCCACCCUAUCCCUCCCCCAACAUCCUCCACUGACCACCCAGCUCCAACAUCCACCACCUCAAACCCUUCACCAUCACCACCUGCGCCAAAACCAGCCGACCCUCCUCUUCCACCAACCAUCACACCAGCACCAGCACCAGCACCCGCACCCACAGCAUCCUCCUACACCCCAACACCCCCAUCCAGCCAUACCCACCCCCAAAGCUACAGCUACAGCUACAGCUACGGCAGCUAUCGCCCACCAACCCAACCCAACCCCAACCUCAUCCCCAACUCGACCACAACACCCUACGGCUCCCUCUACCAGCCCCCCACGACAGCUACCACGACGACCACUACGACGGUGACUUCUGCGGGGGCGCAGCUGCCACUGCAUUAUGAGCUGGAUGCGUCGUCGUCGGGGAGGGUGGAUCUGGGUGAUGCGGAGGGUGAGGAUGGAGUGUGGGGGUGGAUGAGGUGGGCGGGACGGAAGUUGGGUGAGGUGGAGGCGGAGGUGUGGAGGAGGAUUAAUGAGGUUCAUGAUCGGUGA